AUGAAGUUUUUCAUAGAUGAUCUUCCGGUGCUGUUCCCGUAUCCGCGCAUCUACCCGGAGCAAUAUGCCUACAUGUGCGACCUCAAGAAGACCCUCGAUGCUGGGGGUCACUGUGUACUGGAGAUGCCCUCGGGCACUGGCAAGACAGUAUCUCUUCUCUCGCUGAUUGUCGCCUACCAACAACACUACCCAGAACAUAGAAAGCUCAUCUAUUGCUCGCGAACCAUGUCCGAGAUCGAGAAGGCAUUGGCGGAGCUCAAGGCCUUGAUGAAACAUCGCACACAAGAGCUCGGAUAUGAAGAGGAGUUUCGCGCUUUGGGACUGACCAGUCGAAAGAAUCUCUGUCUUCAUCCGUCGGUGAAAAGGGAGAAAAGUGGCACUGUCGUUGACGCGAGAUGUCGGAGCUUGACAGCAGGUUUUGUCAAGGAAAAGAAAGAGCGCGGUGAAGAAGUAGAUCUUUGCGUAUACCAUGAUAAUCUUGAUCUUCUCGAGCCUCAUAAUCUCCUCCCUCCAGGCGUCUUCACUCUUGACGAUCUCCUUCGAUACGGAGAGGAGCACAAGCAGUGCCCAUAUUUCUCUGCUCGCCGAAUGAUGCCCUGGUGCAACGUAAUUAUCUACUCCUACCACUACCUCCUCGAUCCGAAAAUCGCUGAACGAGUAUCUCGAGAACUCUCAAAAGACUGCAUCGUGGUUUUUGACGAAGCCCACAACAUUGAUAACGUCUGUAUCGAGGCCCUCAGUAUUGACAUCAGUGAGGAUUCGCUCCGCAAAGCCACAAGAGGCGCAAGCAACCUGGAGCGCAGGAUUGAGGAAAUGAAGAGCACAGAUGCCGAGAAGCUCCAGAAUGAAUAUUCGAAGCUAGUGGAGGGAUUACAGCAAGCGGAACAAGCCCGGGAGGAAGAUCAAUUCAUCUCAAAUCCAGUUUUGCCAGAUGAUCUGCUGAAAGAAGCAGUGCCGGGCAACAUCCGCCGUGCUGAACACUUUAUUUCGUUCUUGAAGAGAUUCAUCGAAUAUCUCAAGACCCGAAUGAAAGUGACCCAUACGAUCUCGGAAACGCCACCUUCCUUCCUAACCCACUUGAAAGACCUCACAUACAUUGAGCGCAAGCCUUUGAGAUUUUGUGCGGAGCGACUAACGUCGCUCGUGCGAACACUAGAGCUUAUGAACAUCGAGGAUUACCAGCCACUUCAAGAAGUCGCCACUUUUGCAACUCUUGUUGCGACAUAUGACAAAGGUUUUGUUCUCAUCCUCGAACCGUUUGAGUCCGAAGCAGCCACGGUACCAAAUCCCAUCCUCCACUUUACCUGCUUGGAUGCCGCCAUUGCUAUUAAACCUGUUUUGGAUCGUUUCAGCUCUGUGGUCAUCACAUCCGGAACUCUCUCUCCGCUGGAAAUGUACCCCAAGAUGCUAGGCUUUACUGCCGUCAUGCAAGAGUCAUACAGUAUGACCCUAGCGCGGCGCUCUUUCUUGCCUAUGAUUGUCACACGAGGAUCGGAUCAGGCACAGGUCUCAUCAUCCUUUGGUAUUCGCAAUGACCCGGGUGUGGUGCGAAAUUAUGGAACCCUACUCACAGAGUUUGCGCGAAUCACCCCGGAUGGCAUUGUGGUUUUCUUCCCCUCUUACCUUUACAUGGAGUCCAUCAUCAGUAUGUGGCAGGGUAUGGGUAUUUUGGAUCAAAUCUGGAAUUAUAAAUUGAUUCUUGUCGAAACCCCUGACGCGCAAGAAUCUUCACUCGCCCUGGAAACCUAUCGCACCGCUUGUUGCAAUGGACGCGGUGCUAUCUUGCUCUGUGUCGCUCGAGGAAAAGUGUCGGAAGGUAUCGAUUUCGAUCAUCACUAUGGUCGUGCUGUGCUGUGCAUUGGUGUGCCCUUCCAGUACACAGAAUCCCGCAUCCUCAAGGCCCGUCUUGAAUUUUUGCGCGAGAACUAUCGCAUUAGAGAGAAUGACUUCUUGUCUUUCGACGCCAUGCGACACGCCGCCCAGUGUCUAGGCCGUGUCCUUCGUGGUAAGGAUGACUACGGAGUCAUGGUCCUGGCAGAUCGCCGUUUCGAACGUAAACGCCCUCAACUUCCGAAAUGGAUCAACCAGGCAAUGCUGGACAGUGAGACAAACCUCAGUACAGAUAUGGCCGUCUCUAAUGCCAAGAACUUCUUACGCACCAUGGCACAGCCAUUCAAAGCCAAGGAUCAAGAGGGUAUUUCUACCUGGAACUUGGCUGAUAUUGAGCGUCACGAAGCCAAGCGCAAGUCGGAAGAAGAGCGUAUCAUGCAGCAGCAGUUCGCGAACGGUCAUAAAAUGGACGGUAUUGUUAAAUCUACCGCGCUCGAAGUAGUCGAGGAUGAGUACGACGACGACAUUGAUGAGGAGGAUCUUAUGAUGCUGGAUCCGCAGUAA
Molecule: messenger RNA, 2394 nt
Organism: Penicillium odoratum
Lineage: Eukaryota; Fungi; Ascomycota; Eurotiomycetes; Eurotiales; Aspergillaceae
Product: TFIIH/NER complex ATP-dependent 5'-3' DNA helicase subunit RAD3
Exons: 4
Coding region: 1-2394 (797 amino acids)
Biological process (GO): nucleotide-excision repair; transcription by RNA polymerase II; positive regulation of mitotic recombination
Cellular component (GO): nucleus
Molecular function (GO): ATP binding; hydrolase activity, acting on acid anhydrides, in phosphorus-containing anhydrides; damaged DNA binding
Source: RefSeq, a predicted model, not a curated record